ACGCCGGCUGCCCCAGCCGGCGUCUCGGUGCCGGUGCCCGUCCCGGUGCCGCAGCCGUCGCCCGCGGGGGCAGCCUCUAUUCCCGUCCCGCAGCCCGUGGCGGCGGCCCCGCGCGUCCCGAUUCCUGUGCCGCAACCCGUUUCAGCGCCGGCCCCGUCCGCUGUGUCGAGCGCGCCACGGCUGGCGGUGCCCGUGCCCGUCCCUGCGCCGCAGUCUAUCCCAACUGUCACGGUUCCAUUCCAGCCCGGCGGCGCCGCCGCGCCCGCGGCCGCGCCGACGCUGCCGCCGCACCUCCAGGGGGUUGUGCGCGCGCAGGCCGCCGCGCAUGCACCGACCGGCUACGAGCUGCAGAGGCAGCGGGCGGCGGCGGGAGCGGGCGCGCCGCAGGUUGCGCGGCCCGCGCAGGUGCCCGUGGCGCAGCCUGUGUACCCGGCCUACACCAAUUUUGCCUUGGUGCAGCAGCAACAGCAGCAGCAACAGCAGCAGCAGCAGCAGCAGCAGCAGCAGCAGCAGCAGUGGAGCCAGCAGGCCGCGCGACCUGCCAUGCAGCAGCCAGCCCUGCAGCAGCCGUCGCUGCAGCAGGUCAUGCAGCAGCAGUUGGCGCAGCAGCGGGCGCAGCAGAUGGCGCAGCAGAUGGCGCAGCAGCCAUCAGCAGCGUUGUACAGUGCUGGCGCCACACCGGCUGCGCCGCGGCCGCGAGGGCCUGGGUUUGCGCCCGGCGCAUGGUCGUGCAGCGUGUGCACAUACGAGCACAAGGGCCCAGAGGCUGGGUUCCUGGCGUGCGCCAUGUGCGGCACCGAGCGCACUGAGUAG
Messenger RNA from Monoraphidium neglectum, 813 nucleotides. RefSeq lists its product as hypothetical. NCBI's taxonomy places the organism in Eukaryota, Viridiplantae, Chlorophyta, Chlorophyceae, Sphaeropleales, Selenastraceae. The record is from RefSeq and is a predicted model, not a curated record. The annotation marks the transcript as partial. The transcript has a single exon.